This is a messenger RNA of Pomacea canaliculata, 3368 nucleotides long. RefSeq lists its product as uncharacterized. The record is from RefSeq and is a predicted model, not a curated record. NCBI's taxonomy places the organism in Eukaryota, Metazoa, Mollusca, Gastropoda, Architaenioglossa, Ampullariidae. The coding region runs from base 754 to 1431 and encodes 225 amino acids. The transcript is spliced from 7 exons.
AAGACAGUAAGAGACAUUCAGACGUUGUCGGCACAAAAUCAUGAAUUUUAUCCCCUGAAUGGCUCAUAGAAGAUUUUUUUUUUCAAUUAACUCCUACAACGAGGCUAUUGACAGAACAGCUUCCGGUUUAGUAACGACAACAACAGCUCUCUCAGCAGAGUCUGCGAGAGAAACAACCAGAAAUAAACAGUCAGGAUGCGGUUUAUACUGCUCCGUGGAAGGGUGCAACUGUGCAAGUGUCAAAUGUUUCGGUGUAAGUUCGUUUUCGCUUCCGUGUGCAGGUAUACCGAAAGAGCGAGAAGAGUGGCGAACGAUAUCUAUGUAACCUUGACGCAGACAGAUACACUACUCGAGUGUUUACACCUGCAAGUAGAGGUGCGGAGCUAUGUGAGAGUGGGUGGAGCAAAGCGAGAACCUCGGGUACUCAGUUUCUGACGUCAUAGCCUGUUACCGACCCAGAGUAGACGGUACUCGUCUUCAGUCAAUCUUACCUUGUACGUGAGGCAACAUUUUUAGCUGUUGAAUUACAAGUUAUCACUAAAAGUAUUUGGAGGACGGAAAGAAGAGAUUUCCUCUUCGGAAUCAAACAUUGUGCAGACUUCUCGUCUCCAUCCAAAUAUUCUUUAUCUGUUGUGAUCUACUAGUGUUUUUGUCACAGCGUUUUUCUUCAGGUGUGCAUGUUGACAUAAAUUUAUGCAGGUGAAAGCAAGCAGAAAACGUCGUCUACGUGGGUACCGAAAAUAGGGCUUCAAGAUGGAAAUGGCAUAUUCAACUAAUAAAAACCACAUCAUAAUCUGUUUCAUCUGUGCCUUCCUGAUAGAAGCUGAUUGCGUGAAAGGACAAGAAUACAAAUGUGAAAUACAAAUAGAAGGAAGGCGCUUCACCAAAGUAAAAUGGAGUAUACCAAAUGAAUACUCUUACAAGCAAAGACCAUUUACAAUAGCCUACAAGUCACCCGAUGGAAAGACAGAGGAUGUUGUGGUCCUUUACUAUGUCGGACAUUACACCUGCGUGGCUAAUCCAGGCUAUACCUGUGACAAGGACAGUAACACCACCUUCAUUAGUGCUGAUAUAACUGAUGGAGUAUACACACUUACUGCUGAUGGAGAUGCUGGUGUUUUAUGCACAGCUGCAUACAGUCAGACUGAGUCUUUAGAUACAAGCAAUGAUAUUCACAAGGAAAAUGGCACUGGCUGCAGUAACGCAUUUUCAGAUGGAUCUAACAACAGACUUAUUGGAAUCAUCUGUGCAGUAUCUGGAGUAUCUAUAGUCAUUUCAUUGAUAGUUGCUGGUGUAAUUUGUCAGCGAUACAGGAAAAUUGUUAACAGUGGGUGGAAAAAUGCUCGUAUUCAAAAAGACCUUGGAGAUGCAGAACAACACUGUUUGCCGAUGCCGGAGAGUUGUGUCAAAACUAUCCAUACAUUUCUGUAAAAUGUUGAUAUUCUUCCUCAAGCAGUAUUUUUCUUACAUAGCAAAGAAUUCUAAAUGUACAUGCAAGUGACACUUAAAUGGUGGAGACAGAUUUACUGAUGCAGUUAAAAUUAUUAAUGUUAGAAACAUUCAGGCUCACAAAAAAGGAAGAAAAAAUAGAUGUAGCAUUACAAAACAACUACACAGUUGUCAUUUACAAUGGUAUUCUUUUUGUUUUUAAAAAAAAGGAGGAACGAUGAAAUAAAUAGACCAGUCACAAUCAUUUAUGAUCCAACUUAAUAAGGCAAUGAAAGGAAAUAGACAUUAAACAAUGUCAUACAAUUCCUUUUUAAAGAUACAUAAGAUUUUGCUAUCAGUUGUGCCCUGUAUUAUUGUAAGGGAGGUUAUCAAAUGCUCUUGUGUUUUAUGGCAGUGAUGAAAGAGAAGCUAUCAUGAUGCUGUCCUAUUUUAUGGGGUAGUGAUGAAAGAGUAGCUCAUGAUGCUGUUCUGUGUUAUGGGAUGGUAAUGAAAGAGUAGCUCAUGAUGCUGUCCCAUGUUAUGGGGCAGUAAUGAAAGAGUAGCUCAUGAUGCUGUCCUGUGUUAUAGGCGAUAAUGAAAGAGUAACUCAUAAUCCUGUCCUGUGUUAUGGAAUAGUAAUGAAAGAGUAGCUCAUGAUGCUGUCCUGUGUUAUGGGGCACUAAGGAAAAGUUGAUAAAAUGCUUCAAGUCCAUGUCCAUUUUUCUCACUCACUUCUACCAUACAGUGGCACUUGCUUAAACCAUCCUUUAAUCUGUCCUUUUAUGAUCAUCAAUUGUCACAGGCUUUUAAUAUUCUGUUUCUUUGAUAGGGAGAGGGGUGUUGUGUUUUACUUCUAUUUUUAUUUUGUCCUUUUUAUUGUGAACACAACAUUUGUAUGAUCACUUAAUUUAUUCUAGCAUUAUUAAUUUAGGGAAAUUGUUUAAAUAGUUAAAGCUGGCUUGAUGACUAUUUCUUUUAAAACUCCACAUAGAGCUUAUACAAAUAGCAUAUGAAUGACGGAAGGAUAAACAACAGGGGUGAUGACAAAUAAAAGAGAAAUACAGAAAAUAUAAAGAGAAACCAAGUAACAAGGACUAAGUGUAUCAUGAGUUUUGCAAAGAAAGAUGAGGUAAGUAGCAAUAAGCGGGAAAGGGGGAAAAAGUGUGAAAAAGGACAUGCAUUCUGUAGACUUUUGUUAGAAGUAAUGCUUAAGGAAGAGGUACGUUUUCAGUCCACAUUUAAAGGACUCAACCAUGCGUGGGUGGGUAAUAUGGAAAUGAAGAACAUUCCAAUGUUUUGUUGCACAGUAACUAAUAAUCCUCUUACCAAAUGUUUUCGCUCUGGUGACAGGAAUAGCUAGGAGCUACAAAUCUUCAUAUACUGGGAUUUUCCUUACUGCAUUAUAUUAUUGCUUAGGUACAAAAUACAUGUUUCAGAUAAUUAAAACCUGGGCUCAUUGUACAAGAUAAUGUUAACGAAACUGUAAACUUACACAUUAAAAUUUUCCUAACCAGUGUCUUAUUCGACUUUUAAGACCAGCAGCAUUUCAGAACAGUAUGUUUUCUAUGCCCCUCACUUAUUGUUACUAGGUCUUCAUUAUUAUGUUAGAUGCACAAUGCCAUUGUUAAAGACACUAACGCAAAUAUUAGACUUUGUUACACUUUAUUCAGUCCACAUUUAAAGGACCCAGCCGCUUGCUGGUGGGGGAUAAGGAAAGGAAUAGAGUUCAAUUGUUUUGUUGCACAGUAACUUUAUCGGCUCUAUAUUUUUUCCAGAUCUUUAUCUGAAUGUGAUGUUUCAGUUAUAGAUAUAUACUGCUAAUAAAGCUGAUCAAAAAAUGUUAUUAUUUGUUACCACACUCUAUAAACAUCUUACUUUUGAUAAACAAAUGCUUCAAAUUGCAAGUCUUCUUCUGACAAUAAAAAUAUAUUCUUUCCAUU